Messenger RNA from Cydia pomonella (codling moth), 3383 nucleotides. RefSeq lists its product as uncharacterized. Gene Ontology annotation, molecular function: mRNA binding; protein binding. The coding region runs from base 132 to 3206 and encodes 1024 amino acids. Lineage: Eukaryota; Metazoa; Arthropoda; Insecta; Lepidoptera; Tortricidae. Gene Ontology annotation, biological process: miRNA processing. The record is from RefSeq and is a predicted model, not a curated record. The transcript has 12 exons. Gene Ontology annotation, cellular component: nucleus.
UUUUUCGUUCGUCCAUUCAUUUUCUUAUCUGUUUCUGUAAUGGCUGGCUAUUUUGCGUGGUGGAAUUUGUGAUUUGUUUUAUUGCAUUUAAUUGUCGUUUUUCAUUACAAUCCAUACUGAAUUCACAUAAAAUGAAGUCUAAAAAGCGGCACCAGUCAUCAUCAGAAGAAUCGGAGGAAUCUGAACCUAGUGUGGAAUCAAAGAGUUCGUCGGAGAGCGACAGUGAAGAAUCCUCGGCGUCAGAACACCGGCACAAGAAAAAAAGAAAACGUGCUGACUCCUCAGAGUCAGAGAGCGAUUCCGACGACCAGAGGCGUUCAAAGAAACGGAAACAUAAGAAAAAGAAGAAGAAACAUGGCAAAAAGAAAAGGCGUUCAGAGUCUCCCGAGGAAAGUCAGUCAAUUGAGGAAGUUUCAUCCGCCAGCGAAGGUGAAAUUUCUCCGAAAAAAAAGAGAAAACACAAGCAUAAGCACAAACAUUCUAAAAGAGCUCGCAGCUCUUCUGCUAGUGUAAUAAUUGAAGAAGAAGAGCCAACAGAAAGGCGACUGCAUAGCGUCGUUAAGGAGCGCCGUGAAUCGUCAGAAGAACGUGGCCAGCCUCGAACUUAUUACCCGCGAGACUAUCAUCAGUCGACGGCAGAAAGUGUUGAAAGGGAUCGGGAAGUUCAGCGGUUUUAUCGGGGCUCCAGCAAAGAGCGCAGAUACCAGGAACACUACCGCUAUACCCAUGAACGCAAUGACAGAUUCCAAUAUGACAAAUAUAAAAAUAGUGAGAAAUUUGACCAGACUCAUUCCAAUGAGGAGGAAUACAGUCAAAGGCAGAGACAUUAUGAUGAAUAUAAAAGGAACCAAAGGUAUGAUGAGCGUCGGUCUCCUGUAGAAGAAUACCACAAACGUCCCAGAGACGAUAAUUACCAUUCCAGGGAGGACCCUAGAGGGUACAACCGUUACAACCAAUAUGAAGACAGAAGGCCUAAGCGACCCGACUACGACAAUGGCAGGGAUUACAGGGAAAGGAGACAGCCUCCCGAAGAACGCUACCGCGAGAGGGAAUAUCCAGACAAGAGGGAAAGGUUCAGGGAAGAAGGAUACGUCUCUGAAAGGCCCCGCGACGGACGCCGCGACCGCCCGUUCCGGCCGGAGCCGAAGCCCUUCCCUCCUCACCACAGAGAGCAGUCAAGAUCCGGAAGUCCAGACCCCCGUUACAAGAGCCAAGAGCGGCGCCGGGCCGAGGAGCGCGGCAAGUCCGGCGUCCGGGAGGAGCGCGAGCGCUCCGAGCGCCCCGACCGACCCGCCGACUCCAAACCCAGGGACAGGAAGACCAGAUUUACAAACGUCGACGAGAAAGAUUACACUUGGGGCAAAGCCGAAGCGGGCAAGGACGCGGCCGCGCCCGGCGACAAGGAGAAGCCCAACUUCGGGCUGUCGGGCAAGCUCACGGCCGACGCCAACACCGUCAACGGGGUCGUCAUCAAGUACGCCGAGCCUGACGACGCCAAGCAGCCCAAGAGGCGGUGGAGAUUUUAUCCGUUCAAGGGUGACAAGGCUCUCCCAAUCCUGUACAUCCACCGGCAGUCGAGCUUCCUGAUCGGGCGCGACAAGAAGGUGGUGGACAUCGCGCUGGAGCACCCGUCCAUCAGCAAGCAGCACGCCGCGCUGCAGUACCGCUGCACGGCCUUCACGCGGCCCGACGGCACGCAGGGGCGCCGAGUGCGGCCCUACGUCAUAGACCUGGGUACGUUACAACAACACCCGUCCAUCAGCAAGCAGCACGCCGCGCUGCAGUACCGCUGCACGGCCUUCACGCGGCCCGACGGCACGCAGGGGCGCCGAGUGCGGCCCUACGUCAUAGACCUGGGUACGUUACAACAACACCCGUCCAUCAGCAAGCAGCACGCCGCGCUGCAGUACCGCUGCACGGCCUUCACGCGGCCCGACGGCACGCAGGGGCGCCGAGUGCGGCCCUACGUCAUAGACCUGGGUACGUUACAACAACACCCGUCCAUCAGCAAGCAGCACGCCGCGCUGCAGUACCGCUGCACGGCCUUCACGCGGCCCGACGGCACGCAGGGGCGCCGAGUGCGGCCCUACGUCAUAGACCUGGGUACGUUACAACAACACCCGUCCAUCAGCAAGCAGCACGCCGCGCUGCAGUACCGCUGCACGGCCUUCACGCGGCCCGACGGCACGCAGGGGCGCCGAGUGCGGCCCUACGUCAUAGACCUGGGUACGUUACAACAACACCCGUCCAUCAGCAAGCAGCACGCCGCGCUGCAGUACCGCUGCACGGCCUUCACGCGGCCCGACGGCACGCAGGGGCGCCGAGUGCGGCCCUACGUCAUAGACCUGGGUACGUUACAACAACACCCGUCCAUCAGCAAGCAGCACGCCGCGCUGCAGUACCGCUGCACGGCCUUCACGCGGCCCGACGGCACGCAGGGGCGCCGAGUGCGGCCCUACGUCAUAGACCUGGGUACGUUACAACAACACCCGUCCAUCAGCAAGCAGCACGCCGCGCUGCAGUACCGCUGCACGGCCUUCACGCGGCCCGACGGCACGCAGGGGCGCCGAGUGCGGCCCUACGUCAUAGACCUGGGUACGUUACAACAACACCCGUCCAUCAGCAAGCAGCACGCCGCGCUGCAGUACCGCUGCACGGCCUUCACGCGGCCCGACGGCACGCAGGGGCGCCGAGUGCGGCCCUACGUCAUAGACCUGGGUACGUUACAACAACACCCGUCCAUCAGCAAGCAGCACGCCGCGCUGCAGUACCGCUGCACGGCCUUCACGCGGCCCGACGGCACGCAGGGGCGCCGAGUGCGGCCCUACGUCAUAGACCUGGGUACGUUACAACAACACCCGUCCAUCAGCAAGCAGCACGCCGCGCUGCAGUACCGCUGCACGGCCUUCACGCGGCCCGACGGCACGCAGGGGCGCCGAGUGCGGCCCUACGUCAUAGACCUGGACUCCGCAAACGGCACGUUCGUGAACAACAAGAAGAUCGAAGCGCGGCGCUACGUGGAGCUGCUGGAGCGCGACGUGGUGAAGUUCGGGUUCUCGGCGCGCGAGUACGUGCUGCUGCACGAGAACAGCAAGGACGACGCGCAGGACGACGACCACGAGCCCGCGCUCGCCGCCGUCGCCACCGCCGAGCGCCUGCAGCGCGACAAGCGCGUCAAGCAGGAGCUGGCCGCCGACGGCGAGUAGGCCACUUGUUACUCGUUGCCACGGUUACACUCGCCUUUAGAACCUCGUUUUGUAGCACUUAAAUGAACCAAACAUGUAUUUUUGUGGUAGUUAUAAGCACUUUCCGCGAUGAACUAUCUACCAAGCCAAGCAGGAUAAUAUACCGUGGCAUAAGAGUUCUUCCCAUAAACUGCUACU